Molecule: messenger RNA, 1608 nt
Organism: Ochotona curzoniae (black-lipped pika)
Lineage: Eukaryota; Metazoa; Chordata; Mammalia; Lagomorpha; Ochotonidae
Gene: ZGPAT
Product: zinc finger CCCH-type and G-patch domain containing
Exons: 6
Coding region: 1-1386 (461 amino acids)
Biological process (GO): negative regulation of DNA-templated transcription; regulation of transcription by RNA polymerase II
Cellular component (GO): nucleus
Molecular function (GO): RNA polymerase II cis-regulatory region sequence-specific DNA binding; DNA-binding transcription factor activity, RNA polymerase II-specific; metal ion binding
Source: RefSeq, a predicted model, not a curated record
AUGGACGCGCCGGGCCUCCAGGCCGCGCUGCAGGCGUCCCGCGCGCAGCUACAGCAGGUGGAGCGGGCGCUGGGCGCCGCGGACCCCGCGGAGCGGGCCGACCUGCUCCGGCUGCGCGCGGACCUGCAGGAGCUGACCGCGCUGACCGAGGCGGCGCUGACCGAGGCCGGGCUGGGCGAGGCCGGACAGACCGAUACCGAGCUCGCCGAGCCGGGGCAGACCCAGGCCGCGGUCACCGAGCCCGGGCGCGGGGCCAAGGUGAGCGCGCCCUUCCCCGGCACCGGAGGCCUGCCCGAGUACCACAACGCCAUGGUGGUGAGCGCCGAGGCGGCGUGCGUGCGGGUGCUGUGCCUGUGCCCGACCCGCGCUGCGCUCAGGCCCUGCCCGUUCUACCUGGAGAACAGGUGCCGGUUCCAGGACAAGUGCAGGUUCUCCCACGGGGAGGUGGUCCCUCUUGAUGAGCUGCGUCCCUUCCAGGAGCCCGACCUCAGCUCGCUGCAGGCUGGCUCUGCGUGUCUGGCCAAGCACCAGGAUGGGCUCUGGCACCCGGCACACAUCACUGACAUGGACAGCGGUUACUACACGGUCAAGUUUGACUCGCUGCUGCUAAAGGAGGCGGUGGUGGAAGGAGACAGCAUUUUGCCCCCAUUGCACCCAGCGGCUGAAGAGUCCUCCAGCUCAGACAGCAGUGACACUGACAGCGACGGGGGUUCCAGCUAUGCCCGAGUGGUGGAGCCGAACGCCGUGGGUGCUGGGACCUGCAGUUCUGCCUUUGCUGGCUGGGAGGCCCACACACGGGGCAUCGGCUCCAAGCUCCUGGCCAAGAUGGGCUAUGUGCUUGGCAAGGGCCUGGGCCGGAACCUGGAGGGCAGGGUGGAACCUGUCCAGGCUGUGGUGUUGCCUCGUGGGAAGUCGCUGGACCAGUGUGCCGAAAUCCUGCAGAAGAAGGGCCGGCAGGACGGGGCGGGUGCUGCCAGGGCCCCGCGGGGCCGGCGGCGAGGGUCCGGGCCUGGGGGCCGCCUGCCACCCCGCAGCAUCUUUGACUUCCUGAAUGAGAAGCUACAGGGUCAGGCCCCUGUGGCCUCACAGGCUGAGGUGGUCCCGUCCACGCAGAGGGGCAAGGACAUGUACCACGCCAGCAAGAGCGCCAAGCAAGCCCUGAGCCUGCGGCUCUUCCAGACUGAAGAGCAGAUCGAGCGGACCCAGCGAGACAUCCGCAGCAUCCAAGAGGCCCUGGCCCGCAACGCUGGCCGGGCAGCUGCGGCCCAGCUGGAGGAAAAGCUGGCAGGAGCCCAGCGGCAGCUGGGGCAGCUCCGGGCCCAGGAGGCUGGCCUGCAACGGGAGCAGAAGAAGGCCGACACCCACAAGAAGAUGACGGAGUUUUAGUGACCCCAGGCCACAAGCACGGCCCCAGGAGCCAGCCAGGUUGUGCAGCCACUUGGGCUGUCAUGGACACUAAGAAAGAUCUACCCUACCCUGCUUGGCCCUACUCCAGUCUCGGUGGCCUGUGGAAUGGACAUGGGGCUGGACGGUGGCUUCUGGACACUGUCCCCCACUCGUGUCUUGGGCAUUUCCUCAGUGAGGACAUUAAAGUGGUUUCAUCAUGUC